CUCUCCAUCGCCCCCAGGACAUGCUCAUGCAGUUGGCAAAGGCUGUGGCCAGUGCCGCUGCUGCGCUGGUGCUGAAAGCCAAGAACGUGGCUCAGAAAACCGAGGACUCGGCACUGCAGACGCAGGUGAUCGCAGCCGCUACGCAGUGCGCACUCUCCACCUCCCAGCUGGUGGCCUGUACCAAGGUAGUGGCUCCCACAAUCAGCUCACCGGUUUGCCAGGAGCAGCUCAUUGAGGCUGGCAAGUUGGUGGCCAAAUCAGCGGAGGGCUGUGUGGAGGCCUCCAAAGCAGCCACCAGCGAUGACCAGCUCCUCAAGCAGGUGGGGAUGGCAGCCACGGCGGUCACGCAGGCCCUGAACGACCUGCUGCAGCACAUCAAGCAGCACGCCACGGGCGGGCAGCCCAUUGGGCGCUAUGACCAGGCCACCGACACCAUCCUUAACGUCACCGAGAACAUAUUCAGCUCCAUGGGCGAUGCAGGAGAGAUGGUGCGGCAGGCUCGUAUUCUGGCCCAGGCAACCUCCGACCUGGUCAAUGCCAUCAAAGCCGAUGCCGAGGGAGAGACAGACCUGGAGAACUCGCGCAAGCUGCUGAGUGCUGCCAAGAUUCUGGCCGACGCCACUGCCAAGAUGGUGGAGGCUGCAAAGGGAGCUGCAGCCUACCCAGACAGCAAGGAACAGCAGCAGCGGUUGCGUGAAGCAGCUGAGGGGCUCCGCAUGGCAACAAAUGCUGCAGCUCAGAACGCCAUUAAGAAAAAGCUUGUGCACAAGCUUGAGCACGCGGCCAAGCAGGCCGCAGCGUCGGCCACGCAGACCAUCGCAGCCGCGCAGCAUGCAGCACUCUCCAACAAGAACCCCGCAGCGCAGCAGCAGCUGGUGCAGAGCUGCAAGGUUGUGGCAGAUCAGAUCCCGAUGCUGGUACAAGGCGUACGGGGAAGCCAGUCCCAGCCGGACAGCCCCAGCGCCCAGCUGGCUCUCAUUGCUGCCAGCCAGAACUUCCUGCAGCCCGGUGGGAAGAUGGUAGCUGCAGCCAAGGCCACUGUCCCCACCAUUACAGACCAGGCCUCUGCUAUGCAGCUCAGCCAGUGUGCCAAGAACUUGGCUGCAGCUCUGGCUGAGCUCCGUACGGCUGCACAGAAGGCUCAGGAGGCUUGUGGGCCUCUGGAAAUAGACUCUGCCCUGGGCCUUGUGCAGAGCCUGGAGAGGGACUUGCAGGAAGCCAAGGCAGCUGCCAGGGACGGCAAACUGAAGCCUCUGCCGGGAGAGACGAUGGAGAAGUGUGCCCAGGACCUGGGGAACAGCACGAAAGCUGUCAGCUCUGCUAUUGCUCACCUCCUUGGAGAGGUGGCCCAGGGCAACGAGAACUACACAGGAAUUGCUGCCCGAGAGGUGGCCCAGGCCCUGCGGUCACUCAGCCAGGCUGCCCGUGGCAUCGCAGCCAACACCUCGGACCCGCAGGCACAGAGUGCCAUGCUGGAGUGCGCUGGCGAUGUCAUGGAUAAAGCAAACAACCUCAUUGAGGAAGCACGAAAAGCUGUGGCCAAGCCUGGUGACCCAGAGAGCCAGCAGCGUCUGGCCCAGGUAGCCAAGGCAGUGUCUCAGGCCCUGAAUCGCUGUGUGAACUGCCUCCCUGGGCAGCGGGAUGUGGACGCUGCCAUCCGUACCGUGGGCGAGGCCAGCAAGAGGCUGCUGGCAGAUUCGUUCCCACCCAGCAACAAGAGCUUCCAGGAAGCGCAGAGCCAGCUGAAUCAAGCAGCAGCAGGUCUCAACCAGUCUGCCAACGAGCUGGUGCAGGCAUCACGUGGCACCCCUCAAGACCUGGCCAAGUCCUCUGGCAAAUUUGGGCAAGACUUCAAUGAGUUCUUGCAGGCUGGAGUGGAGAUGGCCAGCCUGUCCCCGACUAAGGAAGACCAGGCCCAGGUGGUGUCAAACUUGAAGAGCAUCUCCAUGUCCUCCAGCAAGCUGUUGCUGGCUGCGAAGGCACUUUCUGCUGAUCCCACAUCCCCCAAUCUCAAGAAUCAGCUAGCAGCAGCUGCACGGGCUGUGACUGACAGCAUUAACCAGCUGAUCACGAUGUGCACCCAGCAGGCUCCAGGCCAGAAGGAGUGUGACAAUGCUCUGAGGGAGCUGGAGACUGUGAAGGAACUGUUGGAGAACCCCACUCAGACCGUUAAUGACAUGUCCUACUUCAACUGCCUUGAUAGUGUUAUGGAAAACUCCAAGGUUCUGGGGGAGUCCAUGGCUGGGAUUUCCCAGAACGCGAAGAACAGCAAACUGCCGGAGUUCGGAGAGUCCAUCAGUGCAGCCUCCAAAGCUCUGUGUGGCCUCACAGAGGCAGCAGCCCAGGCCGCCUACUUCGUGGGUGUCUCAGAUCCCAACAGCCAGGCGGGGCAGCAGGGCUUGGUAGACCCCACUCAGUUUGCCAGAGCCAACCAAGCCAUCCAAAUGGCCUGCCAGAACCUCGUGGACCCUGCAUGCACACAGUCCCAGGUGCUGUCAGCAGCCACCAUCGUAGCUAAACACACUUCAGCCCUGUGCAACACAUGCCGACUGGCCUCCUCCCGCACUGCCAACCCUGUCGCCAAGCGCCAGUUUGUCCAGUCGGCCAAGGAAGUAGCCAACAGCACUGCCAACUUGGUGAAGACUAUCAAGGCUCUGGAUGGUGCUUUCAACGAGGAGAACCGGGAGAGGUGCCGUGCAGCUACAGCCCCUCUCAUAGAGGCUGUGGAUAACCUGACAGCCUUUGCCUCCAACCCAGAGUUUGCCACUGUUCCUGCCCAGAUCAGCCCCGAGGGCCGCAGAGCCAUGGAGCCCAUCAUCUCUUCUGCCAAGACCAUGCUGGAGAGCUCCGCGGGCCUUAUCCAGACCGCCCGCUCUCUAGCCGUCAACCCCAAGGACCCGCCCCAGUGGUCGGUGCUGGCUGGCCACUCUCGCACGGUCUCUGACUCCAUCAAGAAGCUGAUCACCAACAUGAGGGACAAAGCUCCUGGACAGAGGGAGUGUGACGAGGCCAUCGAGGUCCUGAACAGGUGUAUGCGGGAAGUGGACCAGGCUUCCCUUGCUGCCAUUAGCCAGCAGCUGCCCCCCCGAGAAGAUAUUUCCCAGGAGGCUUUGCACAACCAGAUGAUCACAGCUGUUCAAGAAAUCAGCAACCUGAUUGAACCAGUGGCCAGUGCAGCCCGGGCUGAGGCCUCUCAGCUGGGGCACAAGGUGUCCCAGAUGGCUCAAUACUUUGAGCCACUCAUUAUGGCAGCGAUCUCCAAAACACCCAACCACCAGCAGCAGAUGAACCUCCUGGACCAGACCAAAACCCUGGCUGAGUCUGCCCUGCAGAUGUUGUACACUGCCAAGGAGGCUGGUGGGAACCCCAAGCAAGCUGCCCACACCCAGGAGGCUCUGGAGGAGGCCGUGCAGAUGAUGAAGGAAGCCGUGGAGGACCUGACCACCACACUGAAUGAGGCAGCCAGCGCUGCCGGUGUCGUUGGCGGUAUGGUAGAUUCCAUGACCCAGGGCUUCAACCCCUGUGGGCUGGGGCUGUUGCCAAACUCUUCUGGUCUUCUCUUGCAGCUGGAUGAGGGACCAGUGGGUGAGCCAGAGGGAUCCUUUGUGGACUAUCAGACUACCAUGGUGAAGACAGCCAAAGCCAUUGCAGUGACUGUGCAGGAGAUGGUCACCAAAUCCACUACCAACCCUGAUGAGCUGGGCACCCUGGCCAACCAACUCACCAAUGAUUAUGGGCAGCUGGCACAAGAGGCCAAGCUGGCAGCACUCACUGCUGAGAAUGAAGAGAUUGGCUCCCACAUCAAGCGCCGGGUGCAGGAGCUGGGUCACGGCUGUGCUGCCCUGGUAACCAAGGCUGGCGCCCUGCAGUGCAGCCCCAAUGAUGCCUACACCAAGAAGGAGCUGAUAGAGAGUGCGCGCAAGGUUUCCGAGAAGGUGUCUCACGUGCUGGCAGCCCUGCAGGCUGGGAACCGCGGCACGCAGGCCUGUAUUACAGCAGCCAGUGCUGUCUCUGGCAUCAUUGCUGAUCUCGACACCACCAUCAUGUUUGCCACUGCAGGAACCCUCAACCGGGAGAACUCUGAGACCUUUGCUGACCACAGGGAGGGCAUCUUGAAGACAGCCAAGGCGCUGGUGGAGGACACCAAGGUGCUGGUGCAGAAUGCCACAGCCAGCCAGGAGAAGCUAGCCCAGGCUGCCCAGUCCUCUGUGUCCACCAUCACACGCCUGGCAGAAGUGGUGAAACUGGGGGCUGACAGCCCAAGUUCUGAAGACCCUGAGACUCAGGUGGUUUUGAUCAAUGCUGUGAAGGAUGUGGCCAAGGCACUUGGAGACCUGAUCGGUGCCACCAAGGCAGCUGCCGGCAAAGCUGGGGAUGACCCUGCUGUCUACCAGUUGAAGAACUCUGCCAAGGUGAUGGUCACAAAUGUCACUUCCUUGCUGAAGACUGUGAAGGCUGUUGAGGACGAGGCCACAAAGGGAACGCGGGCACUGGAGGCCACGAUAGAGCACAUACGCCAAGAGCUGGCAGUCUUCUCCAGCCCAGUGCCUCCUGCCAAGACCUCAACUCCAGAGGACUUCAUCCGUAUGACAAAAGGCAUCACAAUGGCAACAGCCAAGGCUGUGGCUGCUGGCAACUCGUGUCGGCAGGAGGAUGUCAUUGCCACGGCGAACCUGAGCCGCCGCGCCAUCGCUGACAUGCUGCGCGCCUGCAAGGAGGCUGCCUAUCACCCAGAGGUGAGCGCGGACGUGCGGCAGCGAGCGCUGCGCUUCGGCAGGGAAUGUGCCGAUGGAUACCUGGAGCUGCUGGAGCACGUCCUGGUGAUCCUGCAGAAGCCAACGCACGAGCUGAAGCAGCAGCUGGCUGCAUACUCUAAGCGCGUGGCCAGCUCCGUCACUGAGCUCAUCCAGGCUGCCGAGGCCAUGAAAGGGAUGGAAUGGGUUGACCCAGAAGAUCCCACCGUCAUUGCUGAGAACGAGCUGCUGGGGGCAGCAGCUGCCAUUGAGGCUGCAGCCAAGAAAUUGGAGCAGCUGAAACCAAGGGCCAAGCCCAAGCAAGCAGAUGAGAGUCUGAACUUUGAGGAGCAAAUUCUAGAAGCUGCCAAGUCCAUUGCUGCAGCCACAAGUGCCCUGGUGAAGGCAGCCUCAGCAGCCCAGCGAGAAUUGGUGGCCCAAGGAAAGGUGGGCACCAUCCCGGCCAAUGCAGUGGACGAUGGGCAGUGGUCCCAGGGACUCAUUUCAGCCGCGCGCAUGGUGGCUGCCGCCACCAACAACCCGUGCGGCAAUGCAGCAGUGCAAGGCCACGCCAGCGAAGAGAAACUCAUCUCGUCGGCCAAGCAGGUGGCUGCCUCCACGGCGCAGCUCCUGGUGGCCUGCAAGGUGAAGGCUGACCAUGACUCAGAGGCCAUGAAGAGGCUCCAGCUUCCCCUUGCUGCAGGGCUGCAGUGA
Molecule: messenger RNA, 5447 nt
Organism: Tinamus guttatus (white-throated tinamou)
Lineage: Eukaryota; Metazoa; Chordata; Aves; Tinamiformes; Tinamidae
Source: RefSeq, a predicted model, not a curated record